ACAAAAGAAAUAAUUAUAUUAACUCUACAAAUUACAUCACAUAUUCACAUGAGAUGAGAAUAACAGAGAAUUCUCUUUCUAUACCCAAAUUCAUGGAGUUAAGCUCUGUUUCUGCCAUUAAAGACACAUGGAAGGUAUUUAUAUUAGGAACCAUAAUUAGCUGCUUUAUGCUCAUUCUUCUCCUCACUGAAAACACCCAUAACCAUAAACCAUCUCUUUUAGCUCAGUUUCCUCCAUUAUCCGAGCCUUCUAUUUCCCCCAUUAUUAGUCCAUCUCCUACUACUAUUACCUCCAUUGUUGAACCUCCAUUUUCUUCUCCAAAUGUAAAUACUAGUCUACUUUUUCCUGAUGUUGAAAACCCAAAAGUUGUAAAUGAUGUUAAGAGAGUAAUGGAGCCGAGAAAGAAGUGUAAUAUGUUUGAUGGAAGAUGGGUUUACAAGGCGGAUGCCAUUGCUAGCUAUUGUCCUUUAAGAUGUCCUUUUAUUGAGGAUAAAAUGAGUUGUUUGAAGAAUGGUAGACCGGAUUUUGAGUAUGAAAAAUGGGUUUGGGAAGCUACUGAUUGUGAUAUACCUUUGAUGAAUGGGACUGAUUUGGUGGAAAAAUUUAGAAAUAAGAGGGUUGUUUUAGUGGGAGAUUCACUAAAUAGAAAUAUGUGGGAAUCUCUUGCGUGUACUCUCUAUUCCUCUAUUCCGUAUCCUUCCAUUAAAGCUGAAGUUCGUUUUGAAAGUGCUCAUAUUAAAACUUUUCUAAGGGCUAAGGAUGAAUAUAACUUCACAGUAGAAUUUUAUUGGAGUCCUUAUUUGGUAGAACACAACACAAAUCAUGAAAGUGGCAAAAAGGUUCUUGUUUUAGACAAGCUCUCACCAAACUCUGAGUCUUGGAUUGCAGCUGAUAUACUCAUUUUUAACUCAGGCAUGUGGUGGAGUCAAACAGGCACUAGAAAAAGUUGGGAAUUGUUCGAAUACAAUGGAAAGCUGACAAAAGACAUCCCCCUACAGCAAGCCUACCAUAUAGCAAUGAGAACAUGGGCUAAAUGGGUUCAACAAAAUGUGGACCCUACCAAAACUAAAGUAUUUUUCAGAAGUAUUUCUACCGAACACAAAGCUCCACAAUAUCACCAAUGGUGUUACGAUAGAAGCCAACCUUUGGUAGAGACUUAUAGAUCACUCUACCCAAAGACGCUGAUUCUCGUCAUCGAGAGUGUGAUUAGAGGGAUGAGGAAAGUAAAGGUGACGUAUUUGAACGUCACCAAGCUUUCUCAGUCUAGAAUCGAUGCACAUCCUUCGCUUUUUCGGAUCAAAAAUUGGACCCAUCUUGCUACAACUUAUACGCAUAAUCUAUCGUCUUAUACUGAUUGUGGUCAUUGGUGUCUUCCUGGGGUGCCCGAUACUUGGAAUAGAUUAUUGUAUGCUUCUCUAGUGUUUGAUUCUCAUGUUUAAUGUAAAAAUAAUAACUUAUAAUUUGGUAGGUGAAUUAGUUCAAAAUUAGAGACGUGAAGAUUUAAGAUCAAUACAAAUUAGUUUUGGCUAAUUGUUUGAAGUACUUUUUCGUGCAAAUUAUAAAUAGUCACG
Molecule: messenger RNA, 1571 nt
Organism: Amaranthus tricolor (Joseph's coat)
Lineage: Eukaryota; Viridiplantae; Streptophyta; Magnoliopsida; Caryophyllales; Amaranthaceae
Product: protein trichome birefringence-like 42
Exons: 4
Coding region: 54-1439 (461 amino acids)
Cellular component (GO): Golgi apparatus
Molecular function (GO): O-acetyltransferase activity
Source: RefSeq, a predicted model, not a curated record